AUGCGUAAAGUACUAGACAGUGGAGCUACAAAAGAAGCACCUUCUUCCUCGGAAUCAGAUGACCCUUGCUGGUAUCUACCAUUUUUUGGCGUACAAAAUCCGAAAAAACCAGGACAAGUCAGAGGGGUGUUUGAGUCAUCGGCGGUCUUUGAAGGGACGUCCUUAAAUGAAUACAGGGUGGCGGCCCAUGUAUUCGGGAACAGCCCAUCUCCAGCCAUAGCGACGUAUGGUCUUCGUAAAACUGUGGAAAAUGCUGACUUGGACGUGAAGGACUCUGUCAAUCGCAAUUUUAAUGUAGACGAUAGGCUAAUUUCCCUACCUUCCGAGACUGAUGCCAUCAGUCUUAUGAAACGCACACAGUCUACAAUACAGAUUGAAGGCAAGUUGAGAUUUCACAAGAUUACCUCAAAUAAAAGAAAUGUCAUGGAUGCAUUUGAUCCAAGUGACCAUGGUGAAAAUCUGAAAGAAAUAGACAGUGAUGACACAGUACACGGAAGUCUUGGAUUGUGCUGGAGUCUUAAUGACGACACGUUCCGAUUCACUAUUCCAGCGGAAGAGAAGCCAUUCACACGUCUUGGCAUCCUUUCGCAUGUAAACAGUUUAUUUGACCCCUUAGGAUUUAUCGCUCCGAUAACCUUAAGUGGAAAGAUCCUCCUAAGAGAAGUGACCUCUACAGGAGCCGACUUGGACAAACCUUUACAAUCGGAACAUCUUCAAAAAUGGACAGAGUGGAUAUCAUCUCUUCAGAUCCUGUAA
This is a messenger RNA of Saccostrea cuccullata (small rock oyster), 756 nucleotides long. RefSeq lists its product as uncharacterized. The transcript is spliced from 2 exons. The record is from RefSeq and is a predicted model, not a curated record. The coding region runs from base 1 to 756 and encodes 251 amino acids. NCBI's taxonomy places the organism in Eukaryota, Metazoa, Mollusca, Bivalvia, Ostreida, Ostreidae.